Molecule: messenger RNA, 1332 nt
Organism: Nestor notabilis (Kea)
Lineage: Eukaryota; Metazoa; Chordata; Aves; Psittaciformes; Psittacidae
Product: dimethylaniline monooxygenase [N-oxide-forming] 5-like
Exons: 8
Coding region: 1-1332 (443 amino acids)
Molecular function (GO): N,N-dimethylaniline monooxygenase activity; flavin adenine dinucleotide binding; NADP binding
Source: RefSeq, a predicted model, not a curated record
AUGGCAAAGAGGGUGGCCAUCAUCGGAGGGGGCAGCAGUGGGCUGUGCGCCAUCAAAGCCUGCCUGCAGGAGGCACUGGAGCCCAUCUGCUUCGAGAGGACCGGGGACAUCGGAGGGCUCUGGAGGUUUGAGGAGCACCCUGAGGAGGGCCGUGCCAGCAUCUACCGCUCUGUCAUCAUCAACACCUCCAAGGAGAUGAUGAGCUUCAGCGACUUCCCAAUCCCUGAGGACUUCCCCAACUACAUGCACAACUCCAAGAUCAUGGAGUACUUCCGCACGUAUGCCCAGCACUUUGACCUGCUCUGCCACAUCCGAUUCAGGACCAGCGUGUGCCGUGUGUCCAAGCAUCCCGACUUCGCUGCCACGGGCCAGUGGGAGGUGGUGACAGAGAGUGAGGGGAAGCAGGAGGCGGCCAUCUUUGAUGCUGUGCUGGUGUGCACCGGCCACCACACUGAGGCACACCUCCCACUGAGCGCCUUCCCAGGAAUCAACAAGUUCAAGGGCCGCUACCUCCAUAGCCGAGACUACAAGGAUGCCCAUGAUUUCACAAACAAGAGGGUCAUUGUCAUUGGGAUCGGGAAUUCAGGGGCAGACCUGGCUGUGGAGGUCAGCCAAACAGCUGAGCAGGUCUUCCUCAGCACCCGCCGCGGAGCGUGGAUCUUCAACCGCGUUGGAGAUCAGGGCUAUCCCAUGGACACCAUCCUCAUCACCCGCAUCAACGUGUUCCUGAAGAAACUGCUGGGCCAGUCCAUGGUGAGCAACUUUGUGGAGAAGCAGCUGAACGCCAGGUUCAACCACUCACACUACGGCCUGAAGCCAAAGCACAGGGUCCUUGACCAACAUCCGACCAUCAAUGACGACCUACCCAACCGCAUCAUUUCAGGCAGGGUGCUGGUGAAGCCAAACAUCCAGGAGUUCACAGAAACAUCUGCCAUCUUUGAAGAUGGCACCAGGGAAGACAUUGAUGCUGUGGUCUUCGCCACAGGAUACAGCUUCUCCUUCCCCUUCCUCCAAGGCUGUGUGAAGGUGGUGGAGAACCAGAUCCCGCUAUACAAAUUCAUGUUUCCCCCUGAUCUAGAGAAGCCGACACUGGCUUUCAUUGGCCUCAUCCAGCCCCUGGGUGCCAUCAUGCCCAUCUCCGAGCUCCAGUGUCGCUGGGCCACCCGCAUCUUCAGGGCCCAAGCCUGCGCUCCUGGAGCUGGGCGGCAGCGCAUCAUCAAGCCCCUGCAGACACGGCGCGUGGAGGAGCACCUGUCAGCUCCUGCCAUGCCCCUCUUCUUCAAGCUGGUUGGAGCUGUGACCAUCCUUGCCAUUGGUUUUGCCUACUUGUAG